CACCCAGGUAAGAAGAGGCCGCUCUUCCUGGGUUUGGGGUCCUUUCUCGGCGUUACUUGCGGCCUUUGAUAUUCAGCCCUCCUCUAGCAGCGUAGGCUGCAUGAGGGGGGUGCGGGCCCCCGCAGUCCUGCUCGGCGGAGGGGUCUCUCUCUCGGCUUCAGGGGCCUUUUCCUCCGGGGUGCAUAAGAGGGAGGGCAAAAGCCGAGUGUCUAUCCAAGCGAAGGAUUUCCGGGAAGCAGUUGCCUGGGGUAUUUGUGGGGAGACACCAAAUUCACUGCCUGCCCCCAGGCUGCUCUGCUCCUGUCUCUUCUUUGGAUGCCGGCGCUGCUCUCUGUGGCCUCCCGCCUUUUGUUGCUACCCCGAGCCCUGCUGUCAAUGGCUUCAGGAAGCCCCCCUCCCCAGCCCUCGCCGGCCUCUGACUCCGGCUAUGAUCCUGGUUCGGUCUCUGCAGCCUUUGUCACCUGCCCCAAUGAGAAGGUCGCCAAGGAGAUCGCCAGGGCAGUGGUGGAGAAGCGCCUGGCAGCCUGUGUCAACCUCAUCCCUCAGAUCACAUCCAUCUAUGAGUGGAAAGGAAAGAUUGAAGAAGACAGUGAGGUGCUGAUGAUGAUUAAAACCCGAAGUUCCCUGGUUCCAGCUUUGACAGAUUUUGUUCGCUCUGUGCAUCCUUACGAAGUGGCUGAGGUGAUUGCAUUGCCUGUGGAGCAGGGAAACUCCCCAUACCUGCAUUGGGUGCACCAGGUUACAGAGUCAGUUUUUAACUCCAACACAGCUCUACCGUGAUCAGCCCUGCCCCUGCCAUGUUUUCCUCAUAUACUUCCAUGCUCUGACUUCCAGAGGAUGACUGGGCUUCUAAUAAAUCCUGUCUUUGGUUC
Phyllostomus hastatus (greater spear-nosed bat) is the source of this 872-nucleotide messenger RNA. RefSeq names its product cutA divalent cation tolerance homolog (gene CUTA). Lineage: Eukaryota; Metazoa; Chordata; Mammalia; Chiroptera; Phyllostomidae. Gene Ontology annotation, biological process: response to metal ion. Gene Ontology annotation, molecular function: copper ion binding. The transcript has 6 exons. The coding region runs from base 316 to 780 and encodes 154 amino acids. The record is from RefSeq and is a predicted model, not a curated record.